Messenger RNA from Guyanagaster necrorhizus, 620 nucleotides. RefSeq lists its product as uncharacterized. The coding region runs from base 142 to 555 and encodes 137 amino acids. The record is from RefSeq and is a predicted model, not a curated record. The transcript has 3 exons. Gene Ontology annotation, biological process: dephosphorylation. NCBI's taxonomy places the organism in Eukaryota, Fungi, Basidiomycota, Agaricomycetes, Agaricales, Physalacriaceae.
GGAUAACGUAUUACUCUACGAGAAUACGUAGCGCAGGCGUCUCGAUUUUUGCCAUUUGUCCUCCAUGAACAUGCCUCAGAGGAUUGUGCACAAUGCCGCCGUGGAUGUUCAUCAGGUGGAUACCCCAUCACACUUCUGACCAUGCAAGAUGUCCCAAGGGAUCCUUCGCAGACCGCAGUGAAUUUCCUUACCGAUCGCGGCAUCAAUACCAUCAUCAGUUUUAACCAGUACUCAUACACCAGCGCCGAGAUAGCCCUCUUGGAACACGCACACAUCCUCUAUCGCCACUUUCCGGUUGAAGAUUUCCAGGCCCCGACUAUCGAUCAGCUCACAAAGGCUAUUGAUUUUCACAGAUUUAUCUCCAAUGCAUCCACGCUUGUGCAUUGUGGAUAUGGUCAUGGAAGGACGGGUACCGGCAUAACAGCCCUUCAACUCUUUGCUACCUGGGGUCAAAGUCCUCCUGAGGCCGACUGGGCGCGUGUCAAUUACGUUGAGCAGCCUGCUCAGGUGGAAGUACUCAAGCAGCUCCGCUCACGCCAUAAAGGUGAGCUCUGAGUCUAUGAUGGAGCGUUGGUUCAGUCGCCAUUUUCCACAUAUCCUUCUCAAAAUUUGUAUCAAUG